CAAUUCAGCCAUUGAGUUUUGGCCUGUCAAUUCGGGGAUUGAGAGGGGAGGGAAGCCUGAAGGAUAUUUUGACCGGAUUUGUUUGUUUUUCCCCGUGUAUUGAUGGACCAUUAAAGUAAAUUUGCAAUACAUUGGAUACAAUUGUGCGUGAGCUUGUCGUUGUGAAAAUGACGUCCCUCCCUAGUGAAGAUUUGUCGAGACUGCUGGCUACACUGCACCAGACUCGAGGCGGCGAUGAUUUCCAAGACAUAAACUUCCUCAGCCAGGUUUUGACUUCCAAAGGAAUGACAAACUUGCUUCGGGUGCACAAGAAAAUCAGUGCUAUAGUGGGCAAGCCCAACUCUGCCUCAGACACCAAUGGUGGUCUGGAAUACGAGCCAGAGAUGAUUGUUCCCAUCGUCUCAAAUGUGUUCAACAUCUCUUGUGAAGUGAUUGAAAUCCUUCAGAGCUUUGUGCAGCGCAGUGGAAGCAGGGAUUCCCGGGAGCUCAUCUUGCUGCUCCAACGCCCAGCUUUCCAAAGUCUCCUGUUGGUCCAUGAUACCAUAUCUCAGAAAGAUUAUGUUCCCAAAUUACCUGAACCUCCAUUUGACACUGUUGAUGAAGACGAAGAGACUAUCAAGAUUGUUCAGCUGGUCAAAAGCAAUGAACCAUUGGCUCAAACUGCUGAGCCUAUAGUGGGAGCGACGAUCAAGACGGACGAGCGGACGGGGAAGAUUGUCAUCGCUCGUGUGAUGCAUGGCGGUGCUGCCGAUCGGUCGGGAUUAAUCCAUCCCGGUGACGAGGUCGUCGAGGUCAACGGCAUCGAUGUAUUGGGCAAAACGCCCAACGAUGUCCUCGAGAUUCUCCAAAACGCCGAAGGAACCAUCACAUUCAAAUUAAUCCCGAGCGAAAGUCAAAGGCCGUCGAGGGAGAACCGCGUACGAGUUCGAGCGCUUUUUGAUUUCACGGCUGCCCUCGAUCGAUACAUUCCGUGCAAGGAAGCCGGACUGGAUUUCCGAAGAGGAGAUAUUAUUCAUAUCGUUAGUCAGGACGAUCCUUACUGGUGGCAGGCGAGACAUGAAGGCGAUAAACAGAUGCGUGCGGGAUUAAUUCCCAGCCGAAUGUUGCAAGAGAAACGCAUCGCUUACGAACGGGCCCACUCGGCUAAUAAUAACGCCGAUCAGCAAGAAAAGGGUUGCAGUCCGGCCCGCUCGAUGGGCUCCUUGAAAAGUGAAAGGAGCAGUCCCACUCAAAAAGUCAUGUACGCUCUGGCAGAGAACGAAGAUUUCGACCGGCAAGAGAUUGUCACUUACGAGGAAGUGGCCCGUCUGAUGCCGUACCCGGCCGUUCCCCGGCCCAUCGUUCUCAUCGGUCCCCCAGGUGUUGGCCGCAACGAACUGAAACGGCGUCUCAUCGCCCUCGACCCCGACAAAUUCCGCACAACAAUUCCAUAUACUUCGCGGUUGCCGAAACCGGGCGAAGCCGACGGAGUCGAUUAUCAUUUCCUCGACCGACAGCAGAUGGAGCGCGACAUCGACGACGGACUCUUUGUCGAAUUCGGCGAGUACAAGGGCAAUUUGUACGGGACGGCCAAUCGGAGUAUCAAGGAAAUUAUCGAACUGGGCUACACUUGCAUCCUCAAUCCUCACCAUCAGGCGCUGAAAACGUUGAGGACGGGCGAGUUUAAGCCGCACGUCGUCUACAUCAAACCGCCGGGCUUUGCCGUUUUGCGUGAAACGCGUUCGGCCGCCUACGCCCGUUCGACGUUCGACGAGAAUUCGUCGCGCGGAUUCACCGACGACGAGCUGGCCGAAAUGAUCCGCAGCGGCCAGCGGAUCGAACUCCAUUACGGCCACCUUUUCGACGACGUCAUCGUCAACGGCGACCUGUCGACGGCCUUUGAGCAGCUGCUGGUCGUCGCCCGCAAACUCGACACCCAAUCCCAGUGGGUCCCCGUGUCCUGGGUCGUCUGACGACCGUCUCUUUUCUCUUCUCUCUUUUUUAAUUCAUUUCGAUUUGAUUAGGCAUUCCCCCAAUUAAGAACAGACGAGACAAUUUUUAGACUUUUGACAGGUGAAGCUGAUGAGGAAAAUGAGUGAGAAAUACUCGGAUAGAUCUGUUAGCUAAUUAUUGAUAUAUUAUACAUAAUAACUGUUGAACCUGCCAUUCCCGUCCCUUUUUUAUUGACAAAAAACUGAUUGAUUUUAUAAUUUAUAUUUUUCGCCCGCCCCUCGUCCCAGUUGAGAAUAUUUCAGUUGCGUGCAGAGACUCAAAGUAUAACAAACAUUUCACGAUUUCUAGUCGCCGUUGUCUCUUCAAAAAUCUUCUUCUCUUUCGAUUGUUGCCCGACUAUGCAUUUUUCCAAUAUUUCAAUGUCUCAUCUCCCUUUUAUCCCACCCCACCCCCAGAAAUAGAAAUCUCUUCUUUUAUGAUUCAAUAAUUUAAUUGCCAUUAUCGUUCGCCUCAUCUAGUGUCCCCACACGAUUUUUUAACGGUUGUCAAAAAACCAAAUUUCUCAUUUGGUUUUUCCUUUUGUUUGGUUACGAUAUUUGUGUGUCCUCCCCCCUCUCAUGGUCAGUAAAAUCCCAGUAAAAAUAUUAAUGAGACAAAUUAACAGAAAAAUUCCUCUGCAUUUUGUUCCCCCUCGUCAUCUCGUUUGUAUCAUUUGCGCCAUUUUCCAUUCAAUGUAUAGGAAAUUGUCAGUU
Molecule: messenger RNA, 2684 nt
Organism: Daphnia pulex (common water flea)
Lineage: Eukaryota; Metazoa; Arthropoda; Branchiopoda; Diplostraca; Daphniidae
Gene: metro
Product: MAGUK p55 subfamily member 7-like
Exons: 11
Coding region: 168-1952 (594 amino acids)
Cellular component (GO): plasma membrane; cell-cell junction
Molecular function (GO): protein binding
Source: RefSeq, a predicted model, not a curated record